GCCGCUAGUUAUGCCGCCAGUUAUAACUGUCGCCGCUAGUUAUGCCGCCAGUUAUAACUGUCGGCGCUAGUUAUGCCGCCAUUUAAACGCCUUCCACGUGAUUUUGUGUUUGGGCGCAUGCGCGAGUGCUGGUAAACACUAAAGGGAAACGUGGGGGGCCUUUUGAUUCAAGUAAAGCUUCAAGUAAAGAGGUGAUUCUUUGGAGAUCCUUGGAAUGGUUAUCAGUAAAUCAACCAAGUGCUUGAUCAGACAGUACUUUUUAGAUGGAUUAUCUUAUGAAGAAAUCAGAACGUUUUUAUUUACAAAACAUGAUGUGCACAUUGGGAUCAGACAACUCAACCGCGUAUUAAGAAGUAUGAAUUUGUUUAGGCGAUACAAACCAUCCACUACAAAUUCGGUAUUGAUUGCUAUCAAAAGAGAAAUUUCUGGCUCAGGGGAAGGAUUUGGGUAUCGUUUAAUGACACAGAAACUCCGAUCUGAUAGCUUCAACGUAGAUCGAGAAACCGUGCGCAUGGCUAUGAAGGCUAUGGAUCCAUCCGGUGUUGAGGAAAGAAGUAAGCAUCGUUUUAAAAGACGGAAAUAUUUUUCCCGUGGUCCUAACUUUGUUUGGCACAUGGAUGGUUAUGACAAGUUAAAGCCAUUCGGAUUUGCAAUCCAUGGUGCAAUUGAUGGCUGGAGUCGAAAAAUACUAUGGCUAAAUGUCGGCGCAAGUAAUAAUAAUCCUAAAAUAAUUGCUGCCUAUUUCCUAAAGUGUGUCACGCGCCUGCAAUCAACUUCUCGUUGCAUUCGAGCUGAUCGCGGGUCAGAGAAUGUAGUUGUCGGUGGGAUACAAAGAUUCUUUCGAAGAGAUGGCGAAGAUGAUUCUUCGGGUGAAAAAAGCUUUCGAUAUGGUCCUUCCACUAGAAAUCAGCGCAUAGAAUCUUGGUGGUGCCAAUUCAGGAAAAACCGCUGUAACUAUUGGAUAAAUUACUUUAAAGAUUUGUGUGACGAAGGUACGCUAGACACGAGCAUUGAUUACCACCUAGAUUGCCUGCGUUUUUCAUAUCUCACGUUAUUGCAAACUGACUUAGAUCAGACUGUUUCGUUAUGGAAUAACCAUCGCAUACGCAAAGUUAGGAAUUCGGAAAGUCCUGCCGGCCGUCCUAAUGUGCUGUAUCAUUUGCCUGAAAGGGAUGGUGGAGAGGACUAUAAAUGUUCAGUAAAUUCUAACGACCUUGCAGUGGCCGAAAUACAUAUUCAGCAGCCAUUAUUGUUUGGGUGUUCUGAGGUAAUGUCCGAACUACUUGCAAUAAUAAUGAAUGAAAAACAGAUGACCUUGCCCAAUUCAACGGAAAAAGCAAAAGAACUGUUUAAAGUACUUACAGAAGAAAUGUAUAAUUUAUUGUAAAACAUAAAACGAAGUUUCUGUAAUUAGUAAGAAGAUAUAUAUAUAUAUAUAUACACACAAAGGUAUAACGUUCCCUUAAAUACGAUAAAAAUGUAAUAAAAACCAAACGUAUAUAUGUAAAACACUUAAAAUGACUGAAGAAACUCAAGAAAAUGUGAUGCUAGACCUUUAAAAGCUACUUUUUCUAGCUGAUAACAUUAAACAAAGCAUAAGAAUAUUGAAUUUUCUUGUUUGAUAAAAUGUGUACAAGAUAUUGUACGGAUUAUUUAUUCUUUUAAUGAAAAC
This is a messenger RNA of Hydractinia symbiolongicarpus, 1672 nucleotides long. RefSeq lists its product as uncharacterized. NCBI's taxonomy places the organism in Eukaryota, Metazoa, Cnidaria, Hydrozoa, Anthoathecata, Hydractiniidae. The transcript has 2 exons. Bases 215 to 1387 code for a protein of 390 amino acids. The record is from RefSeq and is a predicted model, not a curated record.